Messenger RNA from Cottoperca gobio, 2824 nucleotides. It is a transcript of the gene alg10, whose product is annotated as ALG10 alpha-1,2-mannosyltransferase. The coding region runs from base 402 to 1826 and encodes 474 amino acids. Gene Ontology annotation, cellular component: endoplasmic reticulum. Gene Ontology annotation, molecular function: dolichyl pyrophosphate Glc2Man9GlcNAc2 alpha-1,2-glucosyltransferase activity. Gene Ontology annotation, biological process: dolichol-linked oligosaccharide biosynthetic process; protein N-linked glycosylation. Lineage: Eukaryota; Metazoa; Chordata; Actinopteri; Perciformes; Bovichtidae. The transcript is spliced from 3 exons. The record is from RefSeq and is a predicted model, not a curated record.
GCUUUGGGAGGAACGUUCCUCUUUAGGAGAAACACUUCCACAAAAGAAAGACAACGAUAUUUUUAAGCAGUGAUAUUUUAAGUGUAUCAUAUAUAAUUAUGGUGAUUAGUUUUCCCGCUACUAUUUCUAUAGAAGUGUGACGCUAAAGUAUUUAGCUCAGCCAGGAACUAAUAUAUAUACAAGAGGUACCGUACCGAGCAUGUUUGUUUAGCGGACCGCCAGCUGUCAAACAUCUAAACUCUUCCCGUUUAUCAACAUUGGUCCCAGUUCAUUGCUCUCCCUCGGAUUUGAGAUUGUAGAGUGUUUUUUAAACGCGAAUCUGGUAGUUAUGCAGUAUAAACAACAUUAUUACAGCUAACUUUGGACUGCAUUCAUUUUUACAUCGGAUUUCGUCAUCAAACAUGGAGAAAUUUGAAGGCUACAUCUUCACUGCUCUUUGCAGCACCAACUUUUUGAUAUCCUGCCUGCUGUUCUCCAGAGUCACUCGGGAGCAAAGGGAGCCCUACAUGGACGAGAUAUUUCAUAUUCCACAAGCGCAGAAAUACUGCUAUGGCAAAUUCAACGAGUGGGACCCAAUGAUCACCACUCUCCCAGGACUUUACCUAGUCUCUGUGGGAGUCAUCAAGCCGGUGGUGUGGCUCGCUGAUCUGACAGGCCAGGUGGUGUGUUCCACGGCCAUGCUGCGCUUCAUCAACCUGCUGUUCAACUGCGGCAUCCUUUACCUGCUCUAUCUGCUCAUCUGCAAACUGCACCUCAGGGAGAAGACACGAACGACCUCCCGCCGAGUCCUCUCAGCGCUGUCUUUGUCCACCUUCCCUGUGCUCUACUUCUUCAACUUCCUCUACUACACCGACGCCGGAUCUACUUUCUUCACCCUCUUCACCUACCUAAUGACGCUCUACGGCUGCCACAAGGCUUCGGCGCUCCUCGGUGUCUGCUCUGUACUCUUCCGCCAGACCAACAUCAUCUGGGUGGCUUUCUGCGCAGGCACGUUGGUGGCUGCCAAAAUGGACGAGGCGUGGAGGGUGGAGCAUACGAAAAAGAGGGAUGAGAAGUCUCCUCCGUCCCAGGUCCCUCUGUCAUUCACUGGAGCUAAGAAAGUGAUGCUUUUCACGCUGGAGUUCCUCACCUCGCCCAGUCAUGUGAAGGCGGUUCUGCUGGUGGCCUGGCCUUAUGCGUUGGUCGGCGUGGGCUUCCUGGCGUUCAUGGUGCUGAAUGACGGCAUAGUGGUGGGUGACAGGACGAGCCACGAGGCCUGCCUCAACUUCCCCCAACUCUUCUAUUUCUUCUCAUUCGCCCUCUUCUUCUCCCUCCCCGUCUCACUUUGUUACUAUCGCGCUGUCCGCUUCCUCCAGGCUUUAAAAAAACAGCCUCUGUUCUUCCUGUUCGUCACGUGCAUCUUCUUGCUCCUGGUGUGGAAGUUCACCUCCGUCCACAAGUACCUGCUGGCAGAUAACCGCCAUUUCCCCUUCUACGUGUGGAAAAGGCUUUUCCAGAGGCACGAGCUGGUACGCUUUCUACUCGUCCCCGUGUACGUGUUUGCAGGGUGGAAUUUCCUGGACUCCUUCAAGUCGCGCUCACUGUUCUGGAGUCUGGCGUUCUUGGCGUGCCUCCUGGCUGCAACAGUACCGCAGAAGCUGCUAGAGUUCAGAUACUUCAUUGUUCCCUACCUGAUGUAUCGCCUGCACAUGCCUCUCCCCUCUCUCCCUAGACUCAUUGUGGAGUUUCUCCUGUACACGGCGGUCAACGCUGCCACACUCUACAUCUUCAUCAGUAAGACCUUCCACUGGCCGGACAGCACAGCCACACAGAGGUUCAUGUGGUGAACAAAAGAGACUGAUGUCAGGAGUUCCUGUACUCAAACAUGAUGUCGGUAUCAAUAGAUUCUCCAGAGAAACACAGUAUAUGUGACAUCUCAGAAAUCAGAGGAAAUCUUAUGUUACACCCAGUAAAAGGCUCAUAUUCUCACCAUAUUUGUAAAGUGUAACCACAUGGUGUUAAGGUAUCGCAUUAUCUUACACUGAGAAGAAAUAUUGCUAGUUUUAACGUGACAGGUGGCAUUGAAAAAACAUUUAAUCUGAGCUUUUUAGGGUCGAGUUAUGCUGGAUUUUGUUUUGAGUGGCAAACCCUGAAGCAGGGCUGUCACCGACUCACACUUACAUGAUAAUGACCAAAAGUAUUUAAAGAGAAUUGUUUUGAAAGAGUUUUGGCUUUGACAAUACAGUGGUGGUAUCUGUGUUGUAAAAUCUGGUCUGAAUUAUAAUGUCUGAGAAUCAAGUGUAUAAAGUUUUUCUGCAGGUUUCUGGGGAGUGACGAGGCUGGGUGUGGUUUUCUUACGCCUAUAUGUGUUUUUUACUUUAAUUGUAAAUACUGUAUGUAGUUCUAUGAAUAGAUAGUUGAUGAACUUGUUGACAUGAUUUGUAAAUAUGAUUUAAAGAGACCAAAAAUACUAGCCAUAUUGUAAAGUUUAGAAUUUUUAUUGUGUGGGAUGUUUUUCUAAUGAUUGAGCUUUUUGCUUUCUGCCAGUGAAGAACACUGAUGGACACAUUUGACCCACAAACAACUUGCAAUACAAUGCAACGAUAAUUAUGGAACUAAAUUGAAGAUAUAAAUGUUUUGAAAUUUUUACCUUGAUUUUACUUUGACCAAGCCAUAAAGAUUUGAAGUGAUUCAGAAUGGAGAUGAUUUUGUUAGUUUUUUGUACUUUGUAGUUUAAUUGUUUCUGUUGGUUCUUCUCACUGUUCUUUAACCGUGAAGGUUUGUCCGACCUGCUCUCCUGUUCAUACAAUCUUGUGUUUACCUUUGAAUAAAAUGACUCAUGCGA